This is a messenger RNA of Mercurialis annua (annual mercury), 2750 nucleotides long. RefSeq names its product protein TPX2. The record is from RefSeq and is a predicted model, not a curated record. Gene Ontology annotation, molecular function: protein kinase activator activity; microtubule binding. Lineage: Eukaryota; Viridiplantae; Streptophyta; Magnoliopsida; Malpighiales; Euphorbiaceae. The transcript has 17 exons. The coding region runs from base 201 to 2534 and encodes 777 amino acids. Gene Ontology annotation, biological process: activation of protein kinase activity; mitotic spindle assembly; regulation of mitotic spindle organization. Gene Ontology annotation, cellular component: nuclear microtubule; mitotic spindle.
UGGCCGUUGGUCACUAAAUUCAAAAAAAUCGACCGUUAUACCGACCCCCUUUACUCUUCUUCUUCUUCUUUUCUAACGUUACAGUUCUCCAGCGCUAAAAAAAACACACACACAAGUCCAAAUAACAUUACUCGUCAACAUUAAAACUCAACAAUUUUCUCUCUGUUUUUCCUCUGACUAAAACUAAAUCUCAACUGAUCAUGGCGAUUGAAGAAUCCAACGGCGGAGAUGCAACGACGGUGAUAGACGAAGCAUAUGAGUUUUCAGCACCGCGGUUCUUUGAUUUUAUGAAAGAUGAGACAGUUGAAGAGAUGCGUAAAGCCGAAUUGUGGUUCGAUGAUAAGGCGAUUGGCUAUGCUCCUUCACCUUUUAUGCCUAGAAUCAAAACUGGUAGAUCAUUUAAGGUUGAAAGCCUGUGUGAUUUUAGUGCAGCAGAGGAAUCUCAGAAGGUCACUGAAUCAUCAUUAGAUUCAAAAGUUCCUAAGUCUCAAGUACAAGUCAUGAUACCUACAGAAACUGGGGAGGAAGAGAAAACUCAGCAUGAGGCAAACAAAGAAAUUAGUUCAAACAUUGUCAAUGUUUCUUGUGAAGACAAUCAGAAAGAGACUGCUUGCAGGAUCUCUAGUUCUAUUAAAACUGAACACACUGCUAAUAGAGAAAUGAGCAAAACUGAAACUUGCUGCACACCUAAAGCUCCGGCGACUUCUCAGAAAAAGGAAGGCCUAUUAACCAAUUCGAAGAAGCAUCAAUUUGCUAGAAAUGUAGCUAAUCUGGUUAAGAAUCCAUCCGCAUUGACACAGAAGAGUCGGUCACAAUCUUCUCAAGUUAAGGGCUCCAGACUAGCAAGUGUCCCAAGAGAGAAGAGUGUAAAUGAUGCUUCUGGGACUUCCAUUUUAGCCCAAGAGAACCAGGCUAUUAAGCGGCAGAAGCUGGAAGGAGGAAAGUCCAGACAGAUUCUUAAUGUUAAAGCUCCACAACCAUUGCCACAUAAAUCCAAACUGGGUCUUACAAGUGGCAAUUGCAAUUCAUCUGUUGCUAGCAAGAUGCAGAAGGAAGACAGAAAGGUUUAUGUUCGGGAACAACCAACAGUAGUACCAUUUGUUUCAAUGGCAGAGAUGAUGAAAAAAUUCCAAUCAAGUACCAGAGACCUUUCACUACCACAAAUUAAGAAAAGUUCUUUCUCACAUGAUGCUGCUGCUCUCCAGGGGAACCCGCCUCGACUCACAUUGACAAGGCCCAAGGAGCCUGAAUUUGAAACAGCUCAGCGAGUUCGCUCUGUCAAAAUAAAGAGCUCUGCUGAGAUUGAAGAAGAGAUGAUGGCUAAAAUUCCAAAGUUUAAAGCUAGACCAGUAAACAAAAAGAUCUUCGCUGCUCCAACAUUGCCUGCAUUACCAAGAAGUACCCCACAACUUCCUGAAUUUAAGGAAUUCCAUUUUCAGACAGCAGCGCGGGCCAAUCAGAAUGUAGAUUCAGCUUCAGUGGCCUCAACAGAAGUGCCUCAUCAGAGUCAGUGGAAGCCGAAUCAUCUAACCGAACCUAAAACUCCUCUUCUGCACACUACAUUGAGGGCUCGCCCACCUAAGGUGAAAACUUCUUUAGAGCUUGAGAAAGAGGAACUUGAAAAGAUCCCUAAAUUUAAGGCAAGGCCUUUGAAUAAGAAGAUAUUUGAAAGUAAAGGAUCACUGGGGAUCUUUUCCAAUUUAAAGAAACAAGUUACCACACCCCAAGAAUUUCAUUUUGCCACAAAUGAGAGAAUUCCACCACCAGCUUCUGUUGCUGAUUUGUUUGAUAAGCUUUCAUUAAACUCAGAACAUUGCCAUGGCAAUCCACUUCCAAGAAAUACAGUGCCACAUCCAUUCCAUCUCCACACAGAGGAAAGAGGAGCUGAAAAAGAAAGGAAAUUUGUGAUGGAGAUUUGGCAGAAGUUUUUGGGGGAGGAAAGAGCCAGAGUUCCAAAGGCUACUCCAUAUCCUUACACAACUGAUUAUCCCGUGAUUCCUCAAAAACCAGAGCCUAAACCAUGCACACAACCCGAACCUUUUCAAUUAGAGAGUCUAGCAAGGCAUGAGGAGGAAAAACAAAGGGAAAUGGAGGAAAGGCUGAGGAUUGAAAAAGAAGAAGAGGAGAUGAGGAUUUUUAGAGCACAGCCAGUUCUCAAAGAGGACCCAAUUCCACUACCAGAGAAAGUGCGUAUGCCCCUAACACAAGUUCAACAGUUCAGUCUUCAUGUAGAUAACAGAGCUGUGGAUAGAGCAGAAUUUGAUGACAAGGUUAAAGAGAAAGAAAUCUUAUACAAGAGAUACAGAGAGGAGAGUGAAGCUGCAAAAAUGAUAGAGGAAGAGAAAGCACUAAAGCAAAUGAGAAGGACAAUGGUUCCUCAUGCAAAACCAGUGCCCAACUUUCAAAAUCCAUUCUGCCCCAAGAAAUCUAAAAAGGGAACUACAAAGGCAAAAUCACCCAAUUUGAGGGUACUAAAGAGACAAAGGAUGAUGAUGGUAAAUGCAGUCUCCAGCCCUGCUUCAUGUAUGAGGUGAUAUGUAGACAUGGGAGCUGGUGCCUGUUCAAGCACUCUUGAACCAACCCUUUUUUAUUCUUUUAUUUCCACCAUUCUUGUAGCAUGUUUGUACUUCAAAUUUUAUUCUUUCUUGUACACAAUCAGAUUUUGUUGUAUAACAAUAUUGUUUCACUUGCAGUGGAAAACAAUUUAACCCCUUAAUUACAAUACAAUAUAGUCCAUCAUUUAUUCUAAA